Messenger RNA from Coturnix japonica (Japanese quail), 7497 nucleotides. The record is from RefSeq and is a predicted model, not a curated record. NCBI's taxonomy places the organism in Eukaryota, Metazoa, Chordata, Aves, Galliformes, Phasianidae.
GCCCGUAGGAGGGCGGCGGGCAGCGGGCAGGUGCGCGGCGGCGGCUGCGGCGUGAGACAGCGUUGUGGCCGCGUCUGCCCGCCGCCCGCCCGCUCGCCCACCCAACCGGCCGCUCCUUCUCCGCCGCGUCCUCCCGGCGGUCGGCAAGGCGAAGCCCCCCUCGCGGUGCCCGUCCGGCGGGCUCCGUGCCUGGCUCUCGCCUCCCCUCCGCGGCACGGCAGCCCCGCUCAGCCCGGCCACCAUGGCGCGCGGGAGGUUCCUCAGAAGACGAUGAGGUCAUUCAAGAAGGUCUCCUCAGGCUCAGCCCCCCGGCUGCCACAGCUCUCUCCCUCAGCACUUGAAAGGCCGAUGUCCCCGCAGGAAAUGAGUGAGCCGAUAACAUCUGACACCGCCGCCCGGUCCGGUGACCCCGACCUUAAUUCCACUAAUACUGGAGGCCUGAAAAUCGCAGGAAAGGCUUCUUGCACUCACACACACACACACACCGCGUUUAUUUUGCACCGUAAAUACAUCACAACAAAUAUAUUUGCGGUUACUGAUCCCUCGUUUUUAAUUUCUUAAUCGAAAAACAUCGCGUAAUUGAUUUUAUUUUAAAUGAAAGAUACUGACCAGGGACUUCUUGGGAACCAUUUGAUGGGCUUGAGAAGCGUUUGUGCCUGUUCAUCCCAUGCGCUCCCAUCCAAUGGAUCCUUAUUGCCACGUGUAUGGAGUGUGUUUUGAAGAAGGGACAGAGGGAGCUCCUGGUUUGGGGUAUUGCUCUGCCCUGGGAGUGCUCUCCGACACUUCCAGCCCAUGUUGUUAAGCGUUUUUCCCGCAGGUGACCUGAAUUUCUCCUCCACGGUUGGGGUUUCACGCGCAUUAACAUCUCCUGUAUUUAUUAUAUAUUAGAAAUCGUCACGGCCAUAAGAUCCAACCAUCUAAGAUUACCGAGAUUUAAUAUGGUAAAAUAAUCGCCGUCGCACGGAGGGAGGAGGCUACGAGCAGAGGGGAGGAAGCCGGCAGCCCAAGUAACCUCUGCGAAACGUCCGGCUGUGGAGGAAUUCAGGGCUGCAGCCCGCGGGCAGCUCUGCCGGCCCGGCCGGGGGCACCUGGGGGUGCGGGCGGCUGAUGGGAAAGGAGCGGAGCCCGACUGAUGGGUGGGCGGCGUGGAAAGGGAGCGUGACGUGGUGACACGCGGGUGGGCGGCGAGAGAAAGCGAAAUCGCUGCUCGUUACCUCCAUUUGUACCUUUGCUACGGAGGAGAUGAGAUGGGGAGCGGCGCGGUGCGCUCUCGGGGCGUUGAAGCGGCAGCGCACGGUGCGCCCACCUGCACGGGAGCUCGGGGCUGCGGCCGCCCGACGGCAGCGGGGAUGUAGCGCAGCAGCGCCGUGUGUGCCCUUUGUCUGCCUUCUCUCGUUUGUUUCUUGAGUUUUUUCUGUCUUUUUUUUCCUAAUUGUUGUGUUGUUUUUGUUGUGUGGUUGUUUUUUUUUCCGCCUUCCUCUCCAGCAAAUCCUUUGCCGUUCCCCCUUUUUCUCCCCCUCCCCACCGCGCUCCUAAGGAACAAUCGCCGCCGCCCGAGGUUCGCUCUCCCACCAGCCCUGAAAACCGGGCUCCUAUUUAGGAAGUCAUUAAUCACAUCCCCUCCCCCGGAAAGAGAUGGCGGAGAAACCUGUGAAGCCCGAUGCCUGCCCCCAUCCCCCUCGAGGAUCGCUCCGAAGGGCCGAACCCGGCGCUCCUCAGGUGCCGCCCGGCCCCGCAGCCCCCUGCCCGUGUCCUCCAUCCGUGUGUGCGCGUGUGGCACCGCGGGGUCCCGCUCGGCACCGCGCGGACGAACUGCCGAAAGAGGAAAAAAUACGCUAAAAAGAACGAGAGCAAAAAAAGCCGCGUUGGAAACGCCGUGUUCAUUCAUAAAUUAUUUCGGUGUGUCAGGCGCCUAGAGAAGGCGAUUGGCUGCCGCCGCUUCUCCCAACCCCUUCAGGACCCGAUGCGAAAUUAGUAGCGAGAAAGCAUGUAAUUGGCAAAGUCACGUGUGCGCGGGGGGCCAGAGACCGAGCGCCAGAGAAAGGGAAAAGGCAAAAGGGGGAAAGCACGUUGGACCAUGCGAGCGAAAUUGGGGCUCGUGCAGACGCAGGAUGUUGGGUUAAAGCAGAAGAGCACUUCGAUCCAAAGGGAAAGUUUUCAUCUCACGAGUUUGGAGCAGAGGGCCCGUGGGGCAACAUGGCCGAAGCAGGGGCGAGUAAAGGCGGCGAAGAGCCCGGGCGGCUGCCGGAGCACGAGGAGGAGGAGGAAUCCCCGCUUUGGCACGGAGCCGGCCACUGCAAAUGGUUCAAUGUGAGGAUGGGCUUCGGGUUCAUCUCCAUGAGCAGCCGAGAGGGAAGCCCCUUGGAGUCUCCGGUUGAUGUCUUUGUGCACCAAAGCAAACUUUACAUGGAAGGAUUUAGAAGCCUGAAAGAAGGAGAACCAGUGGAAUUUACUUAUAAGAAAUCUUCCAAAGGCCUUGAAUCAAUACGGGUAACAGGCCCUGGUGGGAGCCCCUGUUUAGGAAGUGAAAGACGACCCAAAGGGAAGACAGUACAAAAAAGAAAACCAAAGGGAGAUAGAUGCUACAACUGUGGUGGCCUUGAUCACCACGCUAAAGAAUGUAGUCUACCUCCACAGCCAAAGAAGUGCCAUUACUGUCAGAGCAUCAUGCACAUGGUGGCUAACUGCCCCCAUAAAACUGUUCCGCAACAGCCCACUAGUUCUCAGGGAAGACAUGAAGCUGAACCUCAGCCUUCCACUUCUGCUUUCCUGAGAGAAGGGGGAGGAACCUAUGGCUAUUCGUCUCCAUCGUAUUCUCAGGAGGGGAGGUCGGAGAUCUCAGAGCGUUCAGGCAGGUCGCCACAAGAAGCUUCUUCAAGUAAGUUAUCGGCAUCACCCGAAGAACCAAGCAGAAAGGGGCCUUCUGUUCAGAAAAGGAAAAAGACUUAAAGCAUUUUCCAUAACUUUCCAUUUUCUUUAUCCUCUUGGGAUGUCUACCUCAUGCAAGUACAGGGGAAAUAAUUUCAUUAUCAGUAGCUGAUGUGGAAUUUUAACUACUGUGGAGGAACUGUGAUUACUAUUUUUUUUUUCUUUAAUAGACAAAUCACUCCAAGCAAAAUCCAUUUGAGCAGGGUGCAUUGCAUUUUACCUUCUGUAUGUGUGUGUGAGUGUGCACGUGUGUGUAUGUAUAUGUAUCUAUGAGUAUGGUUUUUUUUCAUCAGGACACUCUUCAGCUCCCACAAUACGUUACUGUGAAGCAAUAGACACAGUACCCGUAAAUGUUCCUGAACUCAUUCCCAGAAUCUGUUUUCAAUCACGUUCAAAAAACAAAUAAGAAAACCCAGGAAACCUCCCAAAACGAAACAAACCAAUUCUGAAAAACCACUCUCAGAACUAAGACAAAGACUGUUACUUUCUUGUGAACCAAAGGAUAUGUUCAUAUUUUGUAGCUGCCAUAUGGUACUAAAGAUACUAAGACAUCCCCCCAACCACCAAUUUCAGUUACUUUCUUUGUAAUCUCCACAAAACAUUAUUUUCUCCCUUCCCACCCCUCCACCGCCAUGCCUCACAAGGGCAGUGGCACAACUUAACAUGGCUCUCGUUGCCACCAUCCUUUGUUCGUAAGGAGUUUAAAGCUCCAGAAAAGACAAUGAAUGUGUAGUUUCUGUGCUGGUUUCUCAAAAUGUUUUGUUAAAGUAAUAUGAGUGUAACUGUAAUUUAGAUGACUGUUGUGUAGGGGAGACUGUGUAAGUUGUUAAAGAACAAACUUCUUUGAGUGGUAUCGGGAUACCGUUCUGUUGAACCUUUUGUAUUCUGUGAACAUUUAGGGGACCUUCGUGGCAGUAGUAGCAGCAGCAGCAGCAGCAGCAACUUCUCUUGGUCCCAAGUAGCGCCCCACAAUUUGAAGGGACUUCCCCCUUAUUUACUGUUGGGAGAAUUGUGUAGGGAUUGUUGUUGUUGUUGUUUGUCUUGUUUUUAAAGAAAACGAAAUGCAAAACUACUAAGAUCCUGGGAUAAAUAGUUUCUUAAGAUGAAAGGUAGUUGGGUACUCAUAGUUGCUCAGCCAGCCUCUCUUGCUGAUGAUACGGCAUGUGUACGUUAAAGAAGGACAGGUGCCUGCUGCGUAUAAGCCUUAAUGAAAAGGCACCUGCAGACUUGCCAGAAGCCACGGACAUCACCUGCUUCUUGUGAACGGGAGACUGCUGCUGACCAGCCAUGGUCUGGUGUGUGCUGGGACCACACACUUCUGUGUUACAGAGGAGGAAGAUUGGUGGUCUCAGAGUGAGACUCCCUGGGCUGCAGCCCUUGCUGGGGGUUAAUAGAGUUGGAGCCUGUCAAAACUUCAAGUCACUUUCCAUUUGUAACUUCUACAUUACCAAGUCAUACGUACGAUAACAUACUUUGACAAAUCCCUUUGCAGAUGUGAGUUAAUUAGAGAAACGUAUGUAAUCCUUAGCAUCGGCAAUAAACACAGGCUGUUAAAGCUUGAAAGAGUCAGGUAGGUUUAAGCUAAGAUAAUCAAACUGAAGAAACAGCCCGCACGGGAGGCUGCAGUGAGCCCAAGUCCCAGCUGUGGUAACUCGUGCAGCCGAUGGUUACGGCAGGCUCACUGUGCGACCCUUCCCUUCCCACUUGUCCUGCUGGAUGAGACUUGUACUGUUGCUGCUGCUGCUGCUUCAGUAAACAGGCAGUAAGCAAAAGCCUCAGCAAAGGGCACAAUUAUUGUGUGUGAAUUCCUUGCCAGUGUUUGCGAGAAUCUCAAUGGUUUGUACUGAAGUUCUCAGUGUGCUAAUGCAAAGCUUACCUUUGACGAUAUUGAAUGUGAUGUAUCUAUAGAGAACUUCCUUGCCUUACGUGAGGAUAGUAAACCUAUUUAAAUUAUGUAGACAAAUCAAAGUGACGUUGCUUAACCUUCUAGCCGGUGUGAAAACCCAGGUUAAACAGCAAAGAUGCAAAACUUAGGUCACUUUGAACGUUUAAACCAAAGUUCCUUAUAGAAAUAGGCAAUUGUGGAUUUGAGAACUGGUCAUUCCCUGUUUAUAUGUAAGAAGUUCAGAGCUGAGAUGAGGAAAUAUUUUCAGUGCGCAGAUUUUUAUCGGUGCUGUUUGAAAUCACUGUGUGCACCAAAGUCAGACUGAACUGCAAAGAGCACAUACCAAACCCUAUCUUAUUGUUGAAAGCUUAAGGUUUUAUUUUUAUAUAUUAGAAUGUUAUCACUAUUACAUAACAUACUCAGGACAAAGAACUUUGCUCAGGGAAUAUACCAUGUAAUGUUGUUUUUACUUUACAGAAUAGUCUACCGACUUGCUCAGAACAAACCAAAUAGACUUAGCCCUUUUUAUCUCUCUAUAAGUAUUAUGUACUGAUGUUAGUAACUACCUCUGAGUUGACAUAGACCUACAUUUCUGAUAAUCAAUCAGAUUUCAGCGUUUUGUAUUAUAAGUUCCUGUGAAAUGAAAAAGUGGCGUUCUGUAUUGGUCGCUUAUGUGAGCAUACGUGUCUUUACAUUCACAGGGUCUCAGCUUUCAGAGAAGCUGGGCAGCCACAGCUCCCACUGACUUCCAGUUGGAGUUAUGGCUCUUGGCUUGUCUAGCAGGGGAGGGGUGGGGGGUGGAGGGGUAAAAAAAGAAGAAAACCCACAAAAACAUCAAGCCCACUUUGUUUACAUAGGUGACAAUAAAAUGAUGAUUCUGUUUACAGCAAAAGGCUACCUCAUAUUUACUGCAUAAACACACCUUUGUGCUGCUCUGGCCUUAAAGGUGGCUGUUGAUCUAUGGUACAUGCUUUUUAAUCUGUACUGAAUAUGUAACUGAUGUUCCACCACUAUAACAUUAUGGCAAAUACCUGUUUAAGAUGAAGCGACCGUUUGAAAUGAUGAGAAGUUUCCAGCCAUUUCUUUGGAAGUUUUUGUUUUUCUGUCUAAAGGAUGAUGGGCACUGUUCACAAAAAAGAGAAUAUAUCGUCUCCCAAGCAGGCAAAAGUAAACAAGCCUGAGUUAAACAUAGCAGUGCAAGCUAUGGCAGGUAACUACUUACUUAGCACUGGGCUGCUGUAGGAAUAAAAUAAAUAAAAUUUAAUUACACUCCUUCAAUAGGCUGCUCCAAAUAAGCAAAAAACACUUCACGGGAACAGGCAAGGACUUGAAUUUAGGAUUCUUCCUUCAAAUCUAAGGAUGUAAUUAAUAUUCUACAGCAUUGGCUCAGCCUUGAUUUUUCCCCUAUUCACCAGCCUGUCCUUGCAGAAUGCCUCACAAUAAAACUCAUUUCAGUCGAAGGAGUUCAGGUACCAGCUCAGAGAGAUGUAUAUUUCUUCAGACAAUAUUGGAGAUGAGGUUAAAACCGAAAUGAAAUCUCUCCCUUCCAUCGCCCUCACUCCAGAAUACUCAAUUGGAUUUAACCAUAAGGGGCAUUGUGAGAUACUUUACCUUCUCCCCUGAGGAGAGUUAAUGGAAUCUAUUUUACAAACUACAGAAAUUAAGCCAUGAAGAACAUUUUGGAGGGAGAGCCAAAAAACUUUCUGCUGUAGCUGAUGGUAAAUCUGGCAUUCUGGUACCAUCUGCAGUAUUUUGCUUUUAGGUAGCUCGCAGGGAGUGCCAAAGAACACAGCUGACUCCUACUUUUUUCCCUUUGUAGGCCACCUUUUUCAGCCCAGCUUUAUUCCGCACCAGUGUUAUCCUGGAGUUCCUGCUUAGUCAUACCUAGUUUUGUGAAUAGAGCCCCAUAAAAAGUGUUUAUAGAUCUUGUAACAUUCUUUGUAAGAAGAAUUAUAAAAGAAUGUGGGAAAUCUCAUUGAGUCUUAAAUUUAAUUUAAUUAAUUUAUCUGUAAGAAAUGUUUAUCAUAAAAAUAUAUAUGUAUUCCCCUGUGCUAGAUAUAAAAGUAAUUGGGAAGAUGUGUACAUGUGCAGGUGCACUGAUUUUAAUUUUCUAGAAGUCUUAAUGAGAUUUGAGUAUUGUUUUAGAAACAAGCAGAGCCUCGUUAAAUGCGUCAAUCUGAUUUUGCUUAGUUUAUCAACAGCCUCUUCUUUAGGAUACGUUGGUUGUGUUAUCCCGUUACAACCGUUGACUAAUAGCAAGAGGUUGAUUUAUGAACACACCCUUCUUUCUAAUGCUACAACAGAGCUGUAAGUUGACAGCUUUGAUAGUGUUUUUAUAAGAAUGUUGAAGAGCACCAAGGUAUUUGCUACCAUUGUCAUUGAACCAAAUGGAAGAGCAACCAGCUUUACACAUAGGAUAAUGGUUUUGACUACCUCUUGGAUUACUAAGUUAAGCAACAACUGGCUGACAACCAUCACCAGACUGGCUUAAACUAGUAUGUGUUGCUUGUGGUAAUAAUAACAAUAACCAUACUAGAGACCAAAGUGAACACUGAUUUCUAUAUGUCUUUAAUACUGUGUCUUAUCUAGUGUUUUUAAAUUAUCUUCUGUAGUAUAGAUUACCUCAUUGUCCAUUUUGACUUGUAUGUUGUUUACAAGGUGAAAUAAAGGAGACAAAAAAAUCA